Pieris brassicae (large cabbage white) is the source of this 3066-nucleotide messenger RNA. RefSeq names its product glutathione hydrolase 1 proenzyme-like. The record is from RefSeq and is a predicted model, not a curated record. The transcript is spliced from 11 exons. The coding region runs from base 368 to 2212 and encodes 614 amino acids. Gene Ontology annotation, molecular function: glutathione gamma-glutamate hydrolase. Gene Ontology annotation, cellular component: plasma membrane. Gene Ontology annotation, biological process: glutathione catabolic process. NCBI's taxonomy places the organism in Eukaryota, Metazoa, Arthropoda, Insecta, Lepidoptera, Pieridae.
GAACGUUGAAACAUGUCGGUUGAUAGUUUAUAUGUAUACCUUGUUUCUUAAACGUAUAAAUGAAAUUUUAGUUUAUCAUACAUAUAUCAAAUAUUGUACAGUAACGGCAAAUAAAAUUUUAAUUGAAUAACUGCUCAACGAGUCGGUCAAUCCAGAUUCCAGUCGGACAACAAUCGUGAACCCUUGUAACAAAAAAUACAUGCUCACGUCUCAUCGCGUCUCCGGCGGUCGCGCGCGUACCGCAAAUCGUGAAUUCUACAAUUCGAAAUUUAAAUUAAGUGGAUAUUCGAAUUUUAAAAAUUUAACAGUGCUGUCUUUGUAGUGAAAGUGUAUUUGGAAACAGUGAAAACUUGAUAAAAGGCUCAAAAUGACAAUUCAAAGAAUGACGAUAACGGAGGGAAGGAAUGUUACCGCCAGAAAUUGUUGCACAAGAUCGGCCAAGCUAAGGACUAAACUGACCAUUGCCGGUUUGCUAGUUCUUGUCAUUUUAUCAGCUUUGGGUGGUUAUUUCGUCGCUAAAUUUGAUUACAAACGAGCCACAAUACCCCAACUUGUGGAUCCUGUUGAGCCCUUUCCGCCUUCAUCAUCAUGGCUUCAUACAUUCAAGAGAGCGGCUGUCUGCACAGAUUCUCCAACAUGUUCCGAUAUUGGGAGGCACAUCCUAUCCAUAAACGGCUCAGCGGUCGAUGCAACCAUCGCAGCGAUGUUCUGCAAUGGUCUACAAAACCAGCAAAGUAUGGGCCUGGGUGGAGGUUUCUUCAUGACUGUAUACAUUAAGGAAGAGGAAAAGGCAUACACUGUGAUCGGCAGAGAGACGGCACCAGCGGCUGCAACAACGGAUAUGUUUCAUGGCAAUGCUGAUAAGGCUAAAAAAGGAGGCCUUGCAGUUGGAGUCCCAGGAGAGUUACGUGGAAUGUGGGUUGCGCACCAGCGGUGGGGAAAUCUGCCUUGGAAAGAUCUAAUCAAACCCACACUGGAGUUCUGCAAAUACGGCUUUGAAAUAACCGGUCCCAAUUAUGAAGGCCUCGAAAGUGCUCCAUACGUCAAACACGAUCGUCAUUUAAGAAAGACAUAUGUAAACAAAGACAAUCAGUUCCACAAGCCGGGCACAGUGGUAAAGCCAAGCGAGGCCUGGUGCAGAACUUUGGAAGUCAUCGCUGAGAAAGGUGGGGAUGAGUUGUACAAUGGCAGCCUCUCUGUUGACUUCCUUGAGGAUCUAAAGGAAGCUGGCAGUAUCAUCACAGCUGAGGACCUUCAGAACUACGAAGCAAAGAUAAUUGAACCACUCGCUGUCCCACUCAGUCAAGGAGACAUCCUCUUCACUCCACCACCGCCAAGCAGUGGUGUGAUUCUAGUCAAUAUUCUUAACAUCUUGAGCGGAUAUAAUUUUACCGCAGAAAGUAUUAAUGGCACAGAUAAUACAGUCCUAACAUACCAUAGAAUAAUAGAAGCUUUUAAAUACGCGUAUUCAACGAGAACGAAACUAGGGGACAUGGAUUUUUUGAAGUUGGAAGAGCUUAUAGCUAAUGUGACGUCUCCGGAAUAUGGCGCCGAAAUCCGCAACUUAGUCAACGACACUAUAACCAGCAACAGCACAUCCCAUUAUGGCGCUGAGGAAUACCAGAAAAAUGAUGCCGGAACAGCUCACAUUUCCGUCAUCGGGUAUAAUGGCGAUGCUGUAUCAUUAACAAGCUCCAUAAAUUACUUUUAUGGUGCUGGCUUCACAACGAACAGAACAGGUAUACUGAUGAACAACGUCAUGGAUGAUUUCUCAUCACCAGGCAUCACCAACUACUUCGGCAUUAGGCCGUCACCAGCCAACUUUAUAAAACCUGGAAAGCGUCCUCUGUCUUCCAUGUGUCCAAGUAUUAUUGUGGACCAAGGUGGUAACGCAAAAAUAGUAAUUGGCGCCUCUGGUGGAACUAAGAUUACCAGCGCUGUUGCUUUGGUUGCGAUCCGUACACUAUGGCUCGGCCAAACGAUAAAAGAAGCAGUUGAUGCACCUCGAAUUCACCAUCAGAUAUUCCCUAUGGAGGUGGCAUAUCAAUAUGGUGUUACAGUGGAUAUACUAAAAGGCCUAAGACGUAAAGGCCACGCUUUAAGAAGAUACGAGGGCAGAGGGUCCAUUGUAUGCGGCCUCUACAGAAACAAAACUGCUAUCUAUGGUAAUGCAGACUAUAGAAAAGGCGGGAAUGUUGCUGGCAUGGACUAAUUUAGUAUUUAUGUUCCAACAAUGCAUUUACUGUGGUUUAACUUAGUGUUUGUAUUGACCGUCUUGAAAUAUUUGUGUUUCGAGAGUGCAAUGAAAAUAAAAUAAUUUCUUAUAUAAACUAAUAAACCUCAACUAGACUAAUAUUUGUCGCAUCUUGUCAAAAUGUCUUAACUACUAGUAUUAUAAUUAUUCACUUUGCGACUUUGUUAGUCUUGCGUAUUAUGUUUUUCCUUCCUGUGCAUUCCAUAAUAUUUGCGGAUAAGAGAAUUAAUUUAUUAGGAAAAUGUUAAUGCAACAGCCAUAGACUACCGUAAUUUUUACACAUAAAAACUUCAUGUAAGAAAUAUGAUCUGAGAAUAAUUACAAAGCUACAAAGACUAAAAAUUCUCAUUAUUUAGAUUAAAAAGCGUUAAAAUAUACUCUUUAGUUUAAAAACAGAAAACGGUAUUUUAAUUAUUUCCCGAAAUGGUUGAAGAGAAGAUUACACAAAGAAGGUAUAAACUGACAAAUAUUUUCUGUAUCAGCUUUGUUAAUACAGAUAACUUAUUAAGUAGCUAUAAGUAUGGUGAGAACAUUCCCUGUGUGAUAAGUAAAUAAAUGUAUUCUUGAUAUUAGGUGUAUGUUAAAUGUUAUAAACAUAGUAUAAUGUUACACUACAGUAUUUAAUUAAUAAUAAUUGUAUGCAAAAUUAAAAACGUCUUUCCUAUUCCUCCGUUUCUAUUCUUUUAACGACACAAUAUUGUUUGUGAUAAAUAUUUCCCUACAUUAGACAAAAUAGAUAUUUAUGGAAUUAUCUAUUAAUAAUUUUGUGUCUUCUACAAAACUAUAAAAUAUAGACAUUACCUGAAAAAUCA